AUUUCUAUGGUCGCGGUAUGUUCUCUCCGCGAAGUCGCGCCACGAUUCACGCGCAUAGUCUGGAGGGGGCUUAACUCUAAUCUGAAGAUCAAUUCAAACUCUGAAAAUAAAUAAUGUGUGAUUAUUUGGGUGCCAAAUGCAAAAAAAUAUGUGUAUACUAAGGAAAUUUGAUUAUACAAAUACAAGCAUGUGUAACAAGUUCGUUGAUUUUCUUACCGGAUGUAAAGUGACCUAACUUUUUAGUACCAUUUGGACUACAUUGAAGGUCUCAAGACCUCAAGUUCAAUAUAGUUUUGCCAAAAAUCUUCUACUUGUGUUUUAAUUUUUUUAUAGAAUGAGCUUUAACGCAGUAGCGUAAAGUUGAAUUUUAUUGAGCUCUCAAUUAAUUUUAUAAAGAAAUUAAAGUGCAAUCGUUAUAGAAAAUUUUGGAGGGAAACUUUGACACUUAUUUUUUCCAAAUUCUUUCUGUUUGUGGAGCGGUUGGAACAUGUUUUUGGCCAUCAUAACUGCCAUAAAUGCCAUAAUCGACCAUAGUGCGUCAUUCAUUACACUUACAGUAUAGUUGUAGGUGACAGAACUAAACAAAAGCUGCGAUAAAUAGUGGAAAACGUAGUAUAAAUAAUAUCAGGAAUACUAAUUGACUGCAAAAUCGCGAGAAUAUCCAUCACUAAGUCGUAAUUCUGUGAAUAGUAUGUGGACGUGAUAUUUGAUACAUUUGGAUCCUACAGUAAAACAAGCAACUGCUGGACUUUUUUCGAUGUUACGGUAGUUGAUAUUUUUUGGAGCGAUGUCUGCAAUAGCCACCGCCUCCGCUGCCACUGUGUCGGUGGACGAAGAUGCCGACGAGUGUGGACCGCAGUUGAUAUCUAAAUUAGAGGGCAAUGGAAUUACAUCAGGAGACAUCAAAAAGCUGGAGGAAGCGGGUUACCACACAGUUGAGUCAGUGGCAUAUGCACCGAAGAAAUGGCUGAUUACCAUCAAGGGCAUCUCGGAGCAAAAGGCGGACAAAAUACUGGCAGAGGCUUCUAAACUUGUGCCUAUGGGCUUUACUACUGCUACUGAGUUUCAUCAAAAGAGGGCAGAAAUUAUACAAUUAACAACAGGAUCCAAAGAGCUGGACAGGCUGCUAGGUGGAGGUAUUGAGACGGGCUCCAUUACGGAAAUAUUUGGAGAGUUCCGCACGGGGAAAACACAGAUAUGCCACACUUUGGCAGUCACUUGUCAGUUACCGAUUGAGCAAUCAGGCGGUGAGGGCAAGUGCAUGUAUAUCGACACGGAAGGCACGUUCCGGCCGGAGCGCCUGCUGGCCGUGGCGCAGCGCUACGGCAUGGAGGGCGGCGCCGUGUUGGACAACGUGGCGUACGCGCGCGCCUACAACACCGACCACCAGACGCAGCUGCUGCUGCAGGCCUGCGCCAUGAUGGCCGAGUCCAGAUAUUCACUUAUCAUAGUAGACAGCGCCACAGCCCUUUACAGGACCGACUAUUCAGGAAGAGGAGAGCUAAAUCCGCGGCAGCAGCACCUGGGCCGCUUCAUGCGGAUGCUGCUCCGGCUGGCCGAUGAGUUCGGCGUAGCAGUGAUAAUAACCAACCAAGUGGUCGCCCAAGUAGACAGCGUUGGAGUUUUCAACGCGGACACCAAGAAACCCAUCGGUGGGCACGUGCUGGCCCACGCCUCCACCACCAGGCUCUACCUGCGGAAGGGCCGCGGCGACAACCGCAUCUGCAAGAUCUACGACAGUCCGUGCCUGCCCGAGACCGAGGCCAUGUUCGGCAUCAGCACUGAAGGCAUCACGGACGCUAAGGAGUAGACUUAAGGCUCAAGAAUAUAAUAGACGUAUCGUCGUUUAUUUGGAACGCGAACCACCGCUCGCGCCGCCCAAGCGGCACGAUCAAAAUGUAUGGACUUGGAUGAACCUGUUUUGGACGUCGACGCUCCGCUCGCCGCGUGCGUCCUGUCCGCGGCCUGAGGGGUCAUGUACCGAUAAAUUACGUCACACGAAUCGGCAAGAUUUUUUGACCCCUCCCCCCUCCUAGUCGCUGCUGGUUUCAUUUGGCAAACCCCUCCUGGUGUUACUUCACAUAUUUUGUUUUUAUUCGACGAUUUGAAUAAAAAAAUUUUUGGUAAAAAACAAUGUUAGAAAUCCUAUACCACGUGACAGAUUAAAAAUAAAAAUUAUAUGAAUUAAAACGAUUAUCAUUGCAAAAAAGUAGUUUGUUUAUUCAAAGUUUGUAACUCCCCCCCCUUCUCACUACAUGUCAUAUUUUCUUGAGCCUGCCUCCCUCUAAACGUGUGACGUAAUUAAUAAUUGACCCCUCAUGGGGCUCUCAGGUUCCCUUGACUCUGCGUAUGCCCUUGUACAUUACAGUCCAAAUUGUCUGGGACGUAUCCGGGACAAGGCGUACGAACGAUUGGUUCCAAUUGCGUCGGUACCCCAUAUGUAACAUAAGGUGAGAGUCAGAAUGGCGGGUGUACCUAAAUAAAAUUAAAUGAAAACCAUACCAUAUUUUUGUACCUAAUUUGUACUAUUUAGUACCUCCUUUAAAAAAAAUUGUACAUCACGGUACUUAAAGUUAUCACCAAAAAACAGUACACCCGCCAUCCUGACAGUCAGAAUGUAGAAAGUAAGACAUGGAAACCACAAAUAAAAUGACUCUUAUUAUAAAUGAAUAUGAAGGUACAAAAAUUUGGCUUUUAUAGAAUUUAUCAAUAACCAUCGGAACAUAGCGUAAGUACACCCGCCAUUCUGACUGUCAGGAUGGCGGGUGUACUAUUUUUUGAUGAUAACUUUAUGUACCGUGAGGUACAUUUUUUUAUAACGGAGGUACUAAAUAGUACAAAUUAGGUACAAAAAUAUGGUAUGCUUUUCAUUUAUUUUUAUUUAAGUACACCCGCCAUUCUGACUCACACAACAUAACACUACCUGAAGUUCCGUUAACGAUAAGUUUAUUGUAUUUUACAUGUAGCGUAGUGCGGUUGACACGUCAUGACGCGAUAAAAUAGAUUUUUCCCACUAGUUACCACCAAAUUUUUACCAGUGGUAACUACUGGGAUUUUUUCCCUACCUUUUACCAGUGGUAACUACUUGGUGACAACUAGUUGGAAUAACCGAUAAAAUUCGACAUUUUAUGUGUAUGAAGAGGAAAUAAUACCUAUUUAUUAAAAAAAAGAAAAAAGCUAACCAUGACAGAUGACACCCGCACGAUGACUCAUGACGAAAUGUAGUAGGUAAGGUAUAUUCGGGUAAUUUCAGAUAUUAAGUAAUUCCGAAAAUCAUUUAUAAAUCACGCAUAUUCCGUUGUAAUAAGUUUCUUUUUGGAAUGACCGCCAGUUUUUUAAUUUAGUGUUCUUUUCUUUCGGAAUUACCCGAAUACACUAUUGUUUUUUUUUUCAUGGACAAUCUGUAAUUUAAGCUGCAAACAAUAUUGAUUUUUUAAUUUUAUUUAGUCAUUUCCUUAAUUUAAUUUUAUUGUAAAUACGUAAUUGUAAUUCUCAGUGAGACAAAUAAAAAUAUGAAUUAUA
Cydia pomonella (codling moth) is the source of this 3522-nucleotide messenger RNA. It is a transcript of the gene spn-A, whose product is annotated as DNA repair protein RAD51 homolog 1-like. Lineage: Eukaryota; Metazoa; Arthropoda; Insecta; Lepidoptera; Tortricidae. Gene Ontology annotation, cellular component: condensed nuclear chromosome. The coding region runs from base 788 to 1810 and encodes 340 amino acids. The transcript has 9 exons. Gene Ontology annotation, biological process: double-strand break repair via homologous recombination; chromosome organization involved in meiotic cell cycle; DNA recombinase assembly. Gene Ontology annotation, molecular function: ATP-dependent DNA damage sensor activity; ATP hydrolysis activity; ATP binding. The record is from RefSeq and is a predicted model, not a curated record.